AUGAAUUAAUCUAGACUAUCAGGACCUUAAAGAAAAGAAUUCAUUCUUUAAGUUGGAAAUAAAAAAAUACCUUUAUUAAAUAAGCUUACUAUUAUCGGCAGAAAUCCAGGAGCAACUAUUUUUAUAGAUGAUGUCUCUUUGGCAAAAGAGCAUGCUAAUAUUCAGCUAAAUGAUUAAUUUGACUAACCAGUUUUGAUUGAUAAAGGAUCGGUGAAUGGUUGUACUGUGAACGGAAAGAAACUAUCAAAAAAUAGUGAAUAGAAGCUUAAAAACAAUGAUACUAUUAAGUUCGGAAAUCACUAGCAUCUUACAUAUGCAUAAAUUGAUCAUUUGACUGGCCAGCCAUUCCCAUAGCCUAGUGACUAAUUGAGAUAAUCUAAAAAUCCCUUUGAAUACAAUUAUGUCCCAGCAUAUGCAGCAUCACUUGAAGAAUUUGAAACUCCAUCUCCAAGGAAGAGCAAUUAAAAUAUGAUGAAUACCAUGCAGUCUAUGAAUAAUAAUCAUAAUUAACACAACUUCAACAAUCAAAAAAAUCAGAACAACUAAAAUAACAGUUAAUUCAACCCCAACUAAUAAUAAAAUUAAUCUAUUGAAGAGAGACUUAGACAAUCAGAAGGGAAUAUUUAAGCACUAAUUGAAAAAGAGAGGAAAUUGCUGGAGGAAAAAGUUGCCUAGUCUAUGCUAAGAGAAGAUGAUAUAGAUAGGCUACAAACUAAUAAUAUGAAGCAAGUUUAGCAGCUAGAAUAGCAAAGUAACUCUAUUAGAAAUAAAAAUGAAAAAUUAUAAAGAGUUUUGGUUGAAAAAGAAGCGACUAUUUUAGAGCUCUAAACUUAAAAUGCUAAACUUACUAAUGAACUAAAAAAUACAAUACAAACAAAAGAUUUAAAUGAGGCCAAAUUAAAGGCACUUGAAUAGUAUACUACUGAUCUCUAAAUAAAGUACGAUUAGUCGUAGAAUAGCAAUAGUGAGAAGGCAUAAGCUCUAAAUGAAUUGAUUUAAAAUGAUUUACCUGCCAGAUUAGUUGAAUAUAAAAGGCACAUCUAAGAACUAAGAAUGACACUAGAUUCUAAAGAAAGAGAAAAAGAGUAGUUCUUGCAGAACUUUGAGCUCGGAUCCUCUGAAUAUUACUCAAAAUCACUGCUUGAAAAAUAGGCAUCAGAUUUGAUAAAUUUACAAAGAACUAUUGAAGAAUAUGAAAGAAGGUAGCAACUAUGCGAAAAAAAAUGGGCAGACUUGCUAAAAGAGAAUUAGCUUAAUUUGGAAUAGUCCUAAACUUGUAAAGAAUAAUUAGAGAAAUAAAGAGAAUCAUACAACAGACUUCUAACAAUGACUGAGAGAAGGGUUAUUUAAGCUAAUAAUGCUGUUGCCUUAGCUUAUUCUGAGCAAGGAGAUGAGGAAAAGAGAGUUGCUGCAGAAUUCUUAUCUAAUUAGAUCUACCAGCUUUAUGAGGAAAGAAGGUAAUUACUAUCUGAAAAAGACUAAUUUAUCAUUCAAAACAAUGAACUUCAAAGAUUGAAUGUUGCACUAAGAGUAGAACUUGAAAAAUAUAAGACCUAUAUUGCAGAGGACUUUAGUGGCCAUACUGGGCAAUUAAUUUGCAGAGUUGAGGAAUUGCAAGACUUACUCAUUUAACAGAAGCAAAUGACUGAUGUUUCUAUAAUAGUAGAUUCUCAUGCUUAGAUUAGAGCUCUAAAUGUAGAGCUUGCUAAGAAAACCAAACUUAUCGAUGAUCUGAAGAGCAAGGUAUAGCAUUUCAAUAGCAAAAGAAAUGCUAAAGAUUUAAAGCAAGAUGAAGAUGUUGUAGAAUACUUAGUAAAUAUUGUUAAAGAAAGAGAAAAAGCAAUAGAAGAAUUACAAUUUAGAAUCACUCAAAUGGUUGUAAGAUUCAAUUUGCAUUUUAUAUUUUAAUAGUAAAGAGAGCAAGAUUUUAAGGAGAAGAUUGAAAGGUAUGAAUUUAUUCUAGACGAGGGAGACUCUUAAAAUCCAAUUUAUCAGUAAAAAAGAAAUGAUUGCAAAAAGCCUUUUGGAAUAAAAUAAGUUAACUGGGAAUUUGAAUAUAAACGAACAAAAAGAGAAAUCUGA
Messenger RNA from Stylonychia lemnae, 2082 nucleotides. The record is from the annotation of a GenBank genome assembly. NCBI's taxonomy places the organism in Eukaryota, Ciliophora, Spirotrichea, Sporadotrichida, Oxytrichidae.